AUGUCUAGAACCUGGAUGGGGCAACACUUGACGCGCGGAUGUAUCCUCUGCGAGACGCGGGCAGCUGAAGGCCGAUGUGGCCUGAUGGCGGUUACGAGGUUACACACGCUGCUCCUCAUAGCGGUGCUAUUACACUUGGCGGUCACCAGCGCCGCACGGUUCGGCGACCGUCUCGCUCCAAGGAAACCCGCGCCGUACACCCCGCGUAACGCACAAAUCGCGCACAGAUUCGCUCAAAAUGAAGAUAACUUGUACGAUCAAGACUAUAAUGAUCACAUUCUUGCGUUUGAAGAUGACGAGUCGAAAUCGGAAACGGAAGCACCACAUCGCCGCCCCGCGCGGACGGAGGCCCAUCGACUUGAGAUGAGUACAGAGUACUUCGUAAUACCAGAGAGGAUUUCUACACCGUCCACGUCGACUUCGCGCCCAAGAAGCAUUUCUACACACCGUCCCGCCAACACGACGAUCCCAACAGUAAAAAUGGCCACCGCUCUGACUCCCCUGAGAUCAGAGUCAUGGGCAGUUCCCAUUUUAGCAUUUGCAAGUGUCAUCAUGAUAGUUAUCUGUGGCUUCGAGGCAUUCGUUAUUUGGGGAGCAAGUAGGAAGGCACCCAGCCACCGUCAUUUGCUCCUCGGUCAGACAUUACUUUUUGGACUAUUUCUGUGUGCAGGAACUGCUGCGUUAUACGUUGCGUCCCCCACAGCUUUUAUAUGUGGAGCCGUUCGCUUCGGGACUGGAGUGGCUUAUGUGAUCGUGUUUGUGACGUUAUUAGUGAAAUGUGUCUUUUUAUUAAGUUUAAAUGGCGGUGUAUAUCUGCCGGCGGCUUAUCAAGGACUCUUAUUGUUUUUUGCGAUCAUGAUACAAGUUGCCAUCGGGGCGCAAUGGCUCGGGGGUUCGCCGCCUCGAGUUGCGGUCGGUGGACGUUGUGACACCGCGUUAUCAGAUCUACUUCUGUCACUCUGUUACGCUGCGUUCCUGAUAGCCGUUGUGUGCGGAGUUGCGCUACGGUCGCGUGGUAUACGCGACAAUUACCGAGAGGCCACACACAUAGCAGCCGCGAGUGGUGCAACUGCCGCCGUGUGGGUGUGCUGGGUUGCAGCCGCGUUGGGAGCACCAGAACAGCAUAAGGACGCGUGUGUAGCAGCCGGGUUACUCGGCACAUGCACCGUAGUGUUUGCUCUUAUGUUCGCGCCUAAAGGGCGUCGUCUAGCCGCACUGGGUCGUGAAGGCCGUUGGGACGCAGAUCGCGAGGAAGGUCUCAGCUCCCUGGGUGCGGGCGGUUCGGGAUACUCCCCGUCGUUCUUCCACUUCAAACCCGUCAAGUACGGAAUGGUGGCAGCCGCGGCGCCCACAGCGGCCCCCUCUAUUCUCGACCGCAAGGAGCCCCCAUCUCAGCAAGCCGAUCCAUUCGGUAUGUUCGCGGGCUCGCAAUUCCACAGACGCACAAUGUGCCCACCACCGCACUACCCUAUGCACCCACUAACGCACUAUAAUUACAAUUACCCGCCCUAUCACUACAUGCUACCACCAGGCGUGAUGAUGCGAGCGGAGGAGGCCAACGUGUACACGAGCGUGGAGCCGACCUUCAGCAGUAAUCCGAACGUGUUCUUCCAACGUUCGGACCCUUUGCAUGUCGGCAUGAUGUACUGA
This is a messenger RNA of Leptosia nina, 1650 nucleotides long. The record is from the annotation of a GenBank genome assembly. Lineage: Eukaryota; Metazoa; Arthropoda; Insecta; Lepidoptera; Pieridae.